GUCUCAGACUCUGUGAGCAGAACAUGAAUCGAGAGCGGUGCCGGUGCGAGUCAAGGAGUCUACCGUCGAGCAGAAGAGGAGCGAGUCCGGUGGCGUACGGGAUCUGCGCUGGAAUUCCGGAGAAAGAAGACUGCGUCAAGGAAACACGGGCUCGGAUGGAUGAACCGACCACUGAGAGCUACUGCAAAUGUUAUGGGUCAUGCACAGACGUGGAGUACUACAAAGAAGUCUCCCGAUCCGCGCUCUCAGACACUGCUGAGCAAAGUCGUCGUCUACUACCAUACUUUCACCAUCGAAAACGUACAGUCUGUUCCCAAGUAUGACUUGGAGCGCGUUAUGAGCAGCUUCGGUGGCAUCAACGGCAUGUACCUGGGCGUGUCCUUCUUCAUCCUGUUCCGGCUGGUCGAGACGCUGGUCCGGGGACUCACACUGCUCAGGGGGGCCAAGAGGGCUCCGGAGGUCUCCAGCACACCAAGUCCGCCACCCCCACCACCCAGGGUGAUGCUCAACGAGCUUUACCGACGCCACCUGGCCACCCAGUAUGGCGUACGCAUCCAGCGUUUCAAUCAGUGACCCAGUUGAAGACGGUUUGCAUCGGAGGUGUCAGCAUAAAUUCUAUGGCCUGCCUCGGAAGUGCUAAUCUACUCCAUUUCGGCAUAAAAUCAAGUGUGCUACAGAUGUUCAUAUAUUCCAAUUCAGCAAGUUAUAGCAGGUGUUCAUCUACUCCGUUUCAGUACAAAUUCGACGGUUUGUCUGGAAGUGUUAAUCUAUUCUGUUUCAGCAUAAAUUUACAAUAGGCAAAAGAAAUGCUAUGGCCACUCCAUUGUGAAUUAAUGGAAGGGACAAAGAGAAGUAUAUGUAUGGAGUAGAUUUCCAGGUUUUUAUUGAUAAAAUGAUCAAAUUUUUUGUGUUUUUUCUUUUUCAAAUAUUGAAGCACUUUGAUGAUUUGUUUGGGAUUGACACUGAAAAGGGUGAUUGGUGAAAAAA
This is a messenger RNA of Ixodes scapularis (black-legged tick), 987 nucleotides long. RefSeq lists its product as uncharacterized. The record is from RefSeq and is a predicted model, not a curated record. Gene Ontology annotation, cellular component: membrane. NCBI's taxonomy places the organism in Eukaryota, Metazoa, Arthropoda, Arachnida, Ixodida, Ixodidae. Gene Ontology annotation, biological process: sodium ion transport. Bases 160 to 573 code for a protein of 137 amino acids. The transcript is spliced from 5 exons. Gene Ontology annotation, molecular function: sodium channel activity.